Molecule: messenger RNA, 3682 nt
Organism: Girardinichthys multiradiatus
Lineage: Eukaryota; Metazoa; Chordata; Actinopteri; Cyprinodontiformes; Goodeidae
Gene: dgat1a
Product: diacylglycerol O-acyltransferase 1a
Exons: 17
Coding region: 327-1904 (525 amino acids)
Biological process (GO): triglyceride biosynthetic process
Cellular component (GO): endoplasmic reticulum membrane
Molecular function (GO): diacylglycerol O-acyltransferase activity
Source: RefSeq, a predicted model, not a curated record
GUUUAUUGGUUCAAAGAGCUCUAAUCUCUCAUGUAGAUAAGGAAAUAACUUUUAAAAGAACGACUUCAAAUGCGGAAGUUGGUCAGCGCGUCUGCCAGAUAGGGGGAUGUUUGCUGAAAAGACGAAGAUCUGGCAACCGAAAAGAGUCAAUCGCACCUUGAGCUUUUAGCGGUAAUAAUAACGCGCUUUUUCAUUACCAGCACUGAAAUAGGAGGAACGUUUUGCGCUGUUGGUUCAGUUGCGAAAGAGAAAAGGAAAAGAAGCGACGACAAUUAUAUACCAGCUAUGCCGGGUAGAUAGGAGCUGCGUGACUGAAACCCGCAGAAAUGAGCGAUACCAAAGGGCCCGCAACACGCAGGAGGAGGACUACCAUCUCCGGCGGCGGAGGAGCGGGCAGCGUGAAACAAGCCAACGGCACUAAGGGGCAGGAUGGCGGGGCAAAACCUCCACGGUAUCCCGCUGGAGUCAAAACAGCGGCGGCGGAGGUUUCCAAGCUGCGCUCCAGUCACAAUAAUGGGAAUCUGGACAGGGAAGAUUCAGGGAAAAACCAGCAGCACCAGUCCAGGAUGAGUCCGAGGAAGCAGAGGAGUGCGGUGGAAGACAUCAACGACCGGCUCAGCUGCCAUGUUCUACAGGAAUCUCUCUUGAGUUCAGCCAGUGGCUACAGCAACUACAGAGGAAUCCUUAACUGGUGUGUUGUCAUGCUGGUGCUCAGUAACGCACGCCUUUUCUUGGAGAACAUUAUCAAGUACGGCAUCUUAGUAGAUCCAAUCCAAGUAGUGUCUCUUUUCUUAAAGGACCCCUACAGUUGGCCAGCAGCCUGCCUAAUUAUUGUGUCCAACCUGUUCAUCCUGACAACCUUGCAUGUGGAAAGGCGUCUGGCAGUGGGUACAAUCUCUGAAACUACAGGGUGGAUUCUUCACAUUUCCAACCUCACGUGCAUGUUGAUCUUCUCCUCUGUCACAAUUCUCACUGUGACCUCCAUGACCCCAGUGGGUGGUGUGUUUUCUCUAGGAAUCUACACUGUGCUGUUUCUCAAGCUUUACUCUUAUCAGGACGCCAACAGGUGGUGCAGAGAAAUCGGACAAGCCAAAGCCAAAAGACUAACACGGUCAUAUUCAUGUCCAGAUGUUAAGCAGUCAAAUGGCUCAGCAGUUCAUUGUCUUGUCUCAUACCCAGGAAACCUCACACACAGAGACAUGUACUACUUUGUUUUUGCCCCAACUCUUUGCUACCAGCUCAACUUCCCACGAUCUCCACGAAUACGUAAAAGGUUCCUAAUAAGAAGGCUUUUUGAAAUGCUUUUUCUUAUGCAGUUGUUGGUGGGAUUGAUACAGCAGUGGAUGGUUCCCUCAAUUCAAAACUCAAUGAAACCAUUCCGGGAAAUGGACUUUUCUCGGAUGGUGGAACGAUUGCUCAAAUUAGCUGUCCCUAACCAUCUUAUAUGGUUAAUCUUCUUUUACUGGUUUUUCCACUCCUCUAUGAAUUUUGUGGCAGAACUGCUGCAGUUUGGAGACAGGGAGUUCUACAGGGAUUGGUGGAACUCGGAGUCUGUCACAUAUUUCUGGGCUAACUGGAAUAUCCCCGUGCACAAAUGGUGCCUGAGACAUUUCUAUAAGCCGAUGCUAAAAACUGGGACCAACAAGCUUCUGGCUCAAACUGCUGUGUUCUUACUUUCUGCCUUCUUCCAUGAGUACCUGAUUAGUGUUCCCCUGAAGAUGUUCAGACUUUGGGCCUUUAUAGGAAUGAUGGCUCAGGUUCCUCUGGCUUGGUUUGUGGGUCGGUACCUGAAUGGAAACUACGGCAAUGCGGCCGUGUGGCUCUCUCUCAUCAUUGGACAGCCUAUUGCUGUGCUGAUGUAUUUCCAUGACUACUAUGUUAUUCAUCAUGGAAGCACUACAUAACACAGGAAGGAAAAAAACUGAGAAAUGAGACAAAAAGAAAAUGUAAAGCAAGUGAGCCUGGCUCUGCUUUCAUUUUUGCACUUUGAGGGGGCAGGACCACAACAUGUUGUGAAACAAUGUAGGACAUUUACAUGGAAAGGGCUUGGUGUUAAACCUUCUGUCAGCUUGCUCCUUUGUCAGCCUUCAAUCAAACUAAACCUUAAGAUGCAGCGCCCUGUUUAUUUCAUCUUUAAUAAUUUGAUUCUGGACCCAAACUAAGUCAGGACUUUGAUGUAUGUUAAAGGAAUGGAUCGCUCUUUUGUUUGAAGCUGGAUGUUUGCUACAGCAGAGCAAAUGAAUUCCAUAAACUCCACCAAUGAUGUACUUAAUAAACCUCUUAUAGUUGAGUUAAUAUUUUCCAGACUUAAAAAGAACUUCAGCAUAUUGAAAAGAUGGCGCUCUGCUUAAAAACACACACAUAUGGUGCAACAAAUAUGAACCACUGCCAGGCAAACACAACUAGAACUCAAAUCCUGCCUCUAUAAAUAAGCUUGAAUGAGAUUUGUUUCUGUAUCAGUGACUAAGCAGUCAUUCUGUGUGUAUCCCCAUGCCACUCGUGCUGUUUAAUGCCUGUUUUCUUCCUUAAAGUAAGGCUAAAAACUCCAGAUGUCCACAUUUUGAAGUUGACCACAGUAACUGUUUUCAUUACCUUUUUAUUCCAAAAACAGUCAUAUUUGUCUCUUAUUUGUGCAAUACAAUACUAUCUAUUAUUGUUAAAUGGUCUUUAUAACAAUUUAAGGAAGCAAAGAUCCCUUCCCAUUCAGGAUUGAAUGGACCAAGGUCGGGAAUGUGGAGUAAUUUAUACAAUCAUGGCUCUAUCCUGUGGUUUGCACAUUUUAGCUGUCAGAUGAUUUCAUGCUUAAAAAAAGUUUCUAUGCUGUUAUAGUUUGCAAAGUGAGACUUUUUCUUAUUAAUAUAAUUUAAAGCUGUGUUUAUUUUUUCUUUUGUUCUUUUGCACUUUAAAGAGAUGCAUGCUAUUGACAAAAGCAAUAGAUUUCUAUAAAUGUAUUUUUUUAAGUUAUAAUUCCUAUGGUAGAAGAACAGAUUGUUUUGGAAUAGGUUUUGCUCUGUGAGAUGCUGAAAUGUCCUAAUAUUGUGCUGAAAGGAGGAACUCAAGCAUCCUUUUCACUGAAUGCUUCUUACAGUAUUUGAUCUAUUCCGUCUGAUGUCUUUGCUUUGAUAAUUGCCAUCAAAGCCUGACACUGUUGCCUGCGAAUCUAUUGCAGCACGUUAAAAUGUAAUUUUGCAUUUUUUGUAUUAUUUCCAUCAAAAGAUGUUCCCUAUCAAAAACAAGUGCCUGCUACCCAUAAAAAUAUGUUUAAAUUAUAAGACGUCCCAAAACUGUUCAAGAGCUGUAAUUUAGUUGUAAUAUUGUUUUUUUGUCUCUGAACUGAAUUUAAAUAUAUUGCAAUAAUCCUGUUUUAGGAGCAUUUCAGCACAUAGUGGGUACAUUUUAUUCGGUGCCAAAUCAGACUAAUUGUGGGCAGCAAAGUAUAUCUAAAGGAAAAGUCUGUCUAGCUUUCCAGAUCAGAGUUUAUGGCUUUUUUGGGUUGACCUAAACAGACCAGUUAGUUUUAGUUAAGUAGUUUAUGUUGUCUGAGUUAUUUGAUGCAACCUGGAAAAUAAAUGAAUUUAUUACCAGAUUUGUUCAUGCUGUGUAAUACAACUAUGUUUUUAGGAAACAUUUUCUUUCAGUUAAAUAUCUUUCUGCUGUCUGAUUAAAGAUGGCUUAUCUCUGC